UGUGACAGGUGGUUUGAUUAGCAACGACAAUUAAACCACCCAACAAAACAACCAGAGGACGAGCUAGCGAACUACAAGGCUGACACACAGGCAAAGGCAACUCCUUGUUUUGAUCUGAUUGUAAAAAACAAAAGGCGGUUAUGAGUGAUUUUGAAGAAUGUUUAACAUUUUCCUUUAACAUUAUGAAGUGAAAAGAAAGGUUACUAGACUAGCUACCGCAGACAAUGGUAGCUGUAGUAGCUAGCUACACUGUUAAAGCUAAGGGGUAUGUGUAUUACAAACAUUUAGUGCUAAAAUGGUUGAAUGUGAGUUAAGAGAGUGAAAUGUAACAGUUUAAGCGACUUUAAAAAAAAGAAUUUAAAGGCAGUAAUUUCAUACUUCCACUUCAACUGUGACAGGUGGUUUGAUUAGCAAAGAUAAUUAACCACCUGUCACAGCAACCAGAGAACUAGCUUACACACAGGUGUUGUGCCGUAGAAUGCACCCCUGCCGUAGAAUGCACCCCCUGACGAGAGCGCGGUUAAAAGUACAUAACAAGGCGAAAUAAUCCAAGUUUCCCUUUCCGUUGGGUGGAUUCAAAGCGUGUGCCAUUAAUGAUUUCAUUCAGGCUAUUCAAAUAAACCGAAAACAUAGACCCUCUAAUUCGGAAUAAUCGCUGUCCCUAAAAUAUAAUUUUCUCUACCUUGACAGCUAACUGUACAGUUUACAUACACAAGUACACCUUAAUAUGUGCAUUUCUGAGACACAUAAAAACAGAGCGAAAGUUUGCUGCUCUAUUUGAUAUAUUGUCAUGAUCCAAUACUUGUGUUUUUUUGUUUUUAAAUAUGAGAUCAUUUUCUUCCACUUUAAGAUGCUACUAAGUGGAUGGGUUGCAGGGGAUGCAUUCUACGGCACAACACCUACGGUACUUUAACUGACACACAGGCAAAGACAACUCCUUGAUCUGAUCUGGUAUUUCAAAAAUAAUUGGCAGGUAGGUACGGGUAAUUUUGAAGAAUGUUUUAACUUUAUCGUUUCUGUCACCAACAUUUACAAGUAUUAAGUAAAAAGAAAGGUUUCCUUACAAAUAUAUAGUAUAUACAGUCUAUGAUUCAAACCCAGGCGAAGGUAGCUGUGGUAGUUAGCUACACCGCUAAAGCUAAGGGAGUAUGAGUCAUCAGUUUGUUUUAUCCGUUUUAACGCUCACAAAUAGAGAGUAUUGUAUUGGUCGUUAUCCAGAACUCUUUUAGUAAUGUUUGGUGUAUUUAAUAACUUAUGUGUCUUUUUGACUACACUUGCCAGAUCAAACUGAGCCAAAUGGAUUUCUCUAGUGGCAACCUACCAUGUUUACCGGAGUCCAGCCCAACAGCCGGCCUUGUAGACUCACAGAUGGUAAUGUGUCAUCUUCUAAACAUAUUCUUCAAUUAGUCCCAGGGAGAUUAAAGUAAUUUAAUCAAUUUUAGGUGAACAGAGCUCGAUAACCUUGAUCAGGUCACAUACAAGUUAGUGAGAAUAGAGAUUUACUUCAAACAAAAAUGGACAUUUUAAGUGUAAAAAAAGAUGCCAGAAAAGUCAAUCGAUCUUUAUUUCACGCCAAUUCACAACAAAUGCUAUUAUAAGUUGCUUAACAAAAGGGGGCUGGUUUGGACUAUACUCUCAAAUCAUAUUGACAAAGACCCAACAUCAAGAUGGAGUGAAAUUGAGACCCAUCCCAUGAGAUAAGACGCCCCUCUAAUCCCAUCGGCAUCUACUAUGAGUGUAUCACUUUUCAGCGUUUAGCAAUUUACAAUUUCAUUACAAAAGGCAGAAAUCUCGAGCAGUAUCAGACUCAUGGUGGACAGUCAUCUGCUGAGACGGUAUUGGGGUUAUAGAGGGAGACGCAGAAAGAGAAAGCGAGAUGAAGACAAACUACAACAGAGAUGUUUGGUAACAGGGGCAUAGAUAAUGGUACAAGUAUGCAUGACAUUUACAGGAACAGCAUGUUGAUUUAAACACUUAUUUUAGUUUAAUUUAUGUUACAUUAAAUUCAUCAGGUCCAUGUAUUUUUAGCAGAGCAGUAAUGGCAUUUUAAUGUUGAAGCUGAGGUAUGGGAGUUGAAUUAGAACAGCUAAAGCAGAAAGAGUCGAACCUUAUUUAUUAUUUUUUUUAACUGUGCUUUUCUAUUUAGACUGGAGAUUCUCAUGACUCACUGAGAACAAAUGCCUCAAGUUUGGGCAUUGCUGAGGUUCAAGAGCAGCACACAAGGUACACACACACAUAGCAAUAAAUUUAUUUACAAGUGGUAUUAUUGUCUGAUCACCAACCGUGGCUCUUGUGUGGUAAAGGCAUUGACAGUUUCAACAUCCCGUAACUUGUUUUCUUUUGCAGCUUAGUCAUUGAUAGCAUCAGAGGAAGAGUUCAAGAUUUAGUGCAAAAGAUUAAUGACCGCCGCACCAGUGACCAAAAAGAGGUGGAUGACUUUGAAGAGCAAUUAGUUACAAGGGUAUCCAAACUUUUUUGUGUUUUUAAUCCACUUUUCUUUGCAAACAAAAUACUCUGUUCUUUUAAUGUUUGAACCCAAUAAUGGAUUAUGGAUUGCUAUGUGUACUUAACUAUUUUUUUGUGUGUGUUUUUAUACUAUCCCUAGACUUUAUAUUUGCAAACUAGUAAAUCUUGUAAAUUUCUAUCAUUUUACAUUUGAAUCCUAGGUGAGAGAGAUGACUCAGCAAAUGAAAGAGGGCUUGUAUACAGUCUAUGAAGAGAACACUAGUGUGAUGCAGACAAAACUGCAGGAGUUGUCUGAGGUCCUUGACAACUGCACUAAACUCAAUGAGGAGCUCAUGGAAGCUAAUCAGGCGCUGUCAAGACUCAGGGAAGGCCUGCCCAUUUACCAGACACCAGAGUAACCUGAUACAAGUUAUUUUGAUAUCCAAGUCAUUUUAAAUCAGUUAUAUUGUUUACAUGUUUAUAACUGUACCCAGAAUUUACAUCAGCAGACUUCUGAAUGAUUAAUUUGUCUCCCAUUCUUGUUUUUUGAAGAGAAACACAGUUUGUUUUGAGGAAACUGGCUCAGAUUACAGUUAUUAAAUCCAUGUGUUUUUAUGUUCAAGAAUCUGUUUGUAAAAGAAAUGAAAUAUUGUUUACAUGUGUAUAACUGUACCCAGAAUUAACAGUGGACUUUUGAAUGAUUAAUUUUUUUUGUUUUUUG
Molecule: messenger RNA, 3166 nt
Organism: Xyrichtys novacula (pearly razorfish)
Lineage: Eukaryota; Metazoa; Chordata; Actinopteri; Labriformes; Labridae
Source: the annotation of a GenBank genome assembly